Fulvia fulva is the source of this 879-nucleotide messenger RNA. RefSeq lists its product as uncharacterized. Gene Ontology annotation, biological process: protein stabilization. The transcript is spliced from 2 exons. The record is from RefSeq and is a predicted model, not a curated record. Gene Ontology annotation, cellular component: nucleus; cytosol; cytoplasm. Gene Ontology annotation, molecular function: protein-folding chaperone binding; adenyl-nucleotide exchange factor activity. Lineage: Eukaryota; Fungi; Ascomycota; Dothideomycetes; Mycosphaerellales; Mycosphaerellaceae. Bases 1 to 879 code for a protein of 292 amino acids.
AUGUCGUGGACCUCGCGACUCGGCAACUUGGGCCGCUUUUCGCCCUUCACACGCUCUCCGCCUCAGGGCUCAACAAAACAACAAUCCGGCGACCCGACCGCCGAUCUGGGCCCGCCUCGAGACACCGACAUCAUUCGACUGCGCAACAAGAAGCAUGAAUAUGCUGUGCACUUUCCCGCGUACAGCAUCGCAAAAGGCGAGCUUACUAUCGGACAAGUGCGAGAGCAGGCAGCUAAGAAGAUUGGCACUGCCGACCCACGACGCAUCAAGCUCUUGUACAAGGGGAAGAACUUGAAGGACGACUCAAGAACGUGCAAGCAGGAGGGUCUGCGAGAGGGAGCGGAGCUCAUGUGCACCAUUGCUGAAAAGCUCGAGUCACCAAGCUCCAGCGACGACGAGGAUGACGAGUUUGGGUACGAUGCAACCACAGCAGACGGCGAGACGAAGCGACGUCGCAAUCGAGGCAAGAAGACCAAGCGUCGUAACAAGCGGGAAGAACGCGAAGGUGUAUCUGGAACAUCCACGCCGCAGCCCGGCGAGCCUAACUUGGGCGUACCGAACAGCCAGCAGCAUUCCCGUAAUCAGUCUCCCAGGCCGCCGACAUCCCCUGCUACGCCUCUGGAUAAGCUGAACGAACUGCACCAGAAGCUACAGACCUUCAUCCCCGACGUUCGUACGUUCCAGACUGCCCCGCCGUCGGAUCCAGCCAAGAAGGAGUUCGAGCACAAACGACUGUCAGAGACCAUCUUGACUCAAGUUCUACUCAAGCUCGACGCUGUUGAGACGGAAGGCGACGCUGAUGCCAGGACUCGUCGCAAAGCACUGGUGCAAGAAACACAGAAGGUGUUGGCGGACUUGGAUGUUGCAAUGAAGUCAUGA